Messenger RNA from Sebastes umbrosus (honeycomb rockfish), 815 nucleotides. RefSeq names its product C-C motif chemokine 20-like. The transcript is spliced from 4 exons. Gene Ontology annotation, biological process: chemokine-mediated signaling pathway; positive regulation of GTPase activity; positive regulation of ERK1 and ERK2 cascade. Gene Ontology annotation, cellular component: extracellular region. Gene Ontology annotation, molecular function: CCR chemokine receptor binding; chemokine activity. The coding region runs from base 73 to 441 and encodes 122 amino acids. The record is from RefSeq and is a predicted model, not a curated record. Lineage: Eukaryota; Metazoa; Chordata; Actinopteri; Perciformes; Sebastidae.
CUAUAAGUAUAAAUAUAUGUGCAGGGGUAGUGUAUUCAGUGAAGUCCUCUGCUGGUUCUUCACGUGGUUGACAUGGCUCCCAAAGGUUUGAUCGCCGUGACAACUGUUCUCCUCUGCUUCAUACUGGGCCUGCUCGGUCCAGCUACAGCUGCCCAGGGUUCCUAUUGUUGUACGAGAUACAAUAGGAAGCCGGUACCCUUCCAGCGUAUAAAAGGCUUCAGAGAACAAACCACCAAGGAAAACUGCCACAUCGAGGCGAUCAUUCUCUACACGGUUAAGAAGAAUGAGAUAUGUGUGACACGGAGAGACGAGUGGGUGAGGAAAGUUCUGGAAUUACUCAGUUCAAAACUGAAGAAGAUGUCCAAGACCGGCUCUGCUGCAGGUGGAACUCGGAUCAGCACCACAGAACCCUGCCUGAACUGCACCCAAAGUAUCUAUUAGCAAAAAUCAGGUUUUGGAAUUAAACAAUUUGUGGUGUAGAAAUGCCAAUUUGAGGGAGAGUUUGAGAGAAAUUGAACCUUCUAUAAUCCAGUCAUGUUGGGGACAUUAUUUCUGAAAAAGUAAAAAAACUUUUGCUUGCUUAAACAUAUAUGCAGUGUCAGCAUGUAAUCAAGACUUAAGGGGAACAUGAGAAGAGCAGCAAAAGAGAGACUUUUGAUGCAGAUUAUGUGUUUAGCCACUUCUGUUUUUUAAAUCACGCUAUUGUGACUAUUAUUCAUUGCCUGCUAUGAAUCUGCUGCUUCAUCAAGUUAAUGUGGUAAAACAUGCCAAUAGCAAUCCUCACGAAGAAAUAAAUUUACUUCAUAAUACUCCAA